Aspergillus steynii IBT 23096 is the source of this 1623-nucleotide messenger RNA. Its product is annotated as flavin-containing monooxygenase. The transcript has 9 exons. The coding region runs from base 1 to 1623 and encodes 540 amino acids. The record is from RefSeq and is a predicted model, not a curated record. Gene Ontology annotation, molecular function: NADP binding; N,N-dimethylaniline monooxygenase activity; flavin adenine dinucleotide binding. Lineage: Eukaryota; Fungi; Ascomycota; Eurotiomycetes; Eurotiales; Aspergillaceae.
AUGGCUGCUUCUUACUCCCCGAAUGCAAUCAUUAUCGGUGCAGGCCCUGGUGGUAUCUCUCUUGCUUACAGGCUGCGGUAUGAGCUUGGGUUUGAAGACUUCCUUAUAUACGACAAGCUUGAUGGUGUUGGGGGGACUUGGAGAACAAACACAUAUCCAGGAUGUGGAUGUGACCUUCCAUCGCACCUGUACUCGUUUAGCUUCAAUCUCAACCCAAACUGGUCCAAAGAGCUAUGUGAGCAGCCGGAGAUCCUACAGUACAUCGAGGAUACGGUCGACAGGUUUGAUCUCCGCAAACACGUCAUUACUUCGGUCGAAUGUACAGGAGCGUCCUGGGACGAAGAAUGCCAGGAAUGGGCUGUCGCCUUGAGGGACAAUAAAACUGGACUUGAAUUUGUUAGACGGGCAACGAUCCUUGUUUCUGCUGUCGGAGCAAUCUCGUUCCCUCGGGAUAUUCAGUUUCCCGGCAUGCACCGGUUUCAGGGUCCAAUGAUGCACACCGCGCGGUGGGAUCAUUCGAUCGAUUACACUGGAAAGAGAGUGGCUGUCAUUGGAAACGGCUGCAGUGCCGCUCAAGUUGUGCCCGCGAUGGCCCAGAAAGCCGGAUUCCCCAAUCAUCAGUUCUCGGCCUUCGAAAAAUGGUCGUUGCGCUGGAUUCCUCUCCUGCAACGAUGGCUGCGACUGCGUAUAUUUCUUCAAGCAGAGGCUGAAUCCGAUACAUACUUUCCCUCUCCCGAGGGCAUCCAGGCACGCUUGGAAGCGGAAGAAGAGUCAAAGAAAUAUAUCCAUUCCCGAACACCAGGCAAAUAUUGGAAGUUCAUUGUACCGGACUUCCCUCUCGGCUGCAAGAGAAGAAUCUUCGAUCCAGAUUACUUGGACUCCCUUCAUCGCAAGAACGUGGAGCUCCGUAAUGAGGGCAUCCAGGAGUUCACUGAGCGAGGCAUCAUCGGGACGUCGGGUGAUGAAUUCGAAGCCGAUAUUAUUAUUCUUGCAACGGGCUUCCAAGUCUCGCAGUUUCUAACCCCGAUGGAAAUCACGGGACGACGUGGCGCUUCGCUGAACAGGCAGUGGGAGGAGUCGCGAGGCGCCCAAGCAUACUUCGGCACAUACGUCCACAAUUUCCCGAAUAUGGCUAUUAUCUUCGGACCCAACACCUUCCCAGCAAACAACUCCGCCCUCUUCGCGUGCGAGACUCAAGUCGCAUACGCCGUGAAAUCGCUCUUCACUCCGAUCCUAGACCGUUGCGCUUCUAUGGUCGAAGUGAAGCAGUCGGCCGAAGAAAAGCACACCAAUCUCAUACAGCUGCGUCUGAAAGAUACAGUCUUUGCGGGUGACUGCUCGAAUUGGUAUAUCGGGAAGCAUGGGAGGAAUGCGGCGUCCUGGCCCGGUAGGGCUGCGUCGCUGUGGAUGGAAACUUAUUUUCCCGAUUGGAGCGCUUUCACCUUGACUGGAGGGCUUUGGACUUGGCCGCUCUAUCGACUGCGUAGGUGGUUGAGGGUAAGGUGGUCGGUUAGGUUGGGUGUUUUGCUGGCGGGAUUGGCACUGUUGAGUGCCCGCAAGGGGUAUGGGUGGGUGUUUGCGAGGAGGGUCUUGGAAGAUAGGAUUAAGUGGCUGGGACUUUGA